CCCGGGGCUUGGGGGGCUGUUGGUGCGAGGCUCGGUGCCGGUCGUAUCGCGGUUCUCUCCGGCGCGGCCAUGUCUGACCCAGCGCAGCAGCCUGCUCCCGGCGCUCCCGAAGGAGGGGCUCCCGAAGGAGGAGCUCCCGAAGGGGCAGCCCCCGGCGGGGGUCCCCCCGGGGCUCCCCCCAACCUGACCAGCAAUCGCCGCCUGCAGCAGACGCAGGCCCAAGUGCAGGAGGUGGUUGAUAUAAUGUGUGUGAAUGUAGACAAGGUGCUGCAACGAGACGAGAAGCUGUCAGAGCUGGAUGACCGUGCAGAUGCACUUCAGGCUGGCGCCUCGGUGUUUGAAAGUAGUGCAGCAAAACUCAAAAGGAAGUACUGGUGGAAGAACUGCAAGAUGAUGAUCAUAAUGGGAGUGAUUGGUGCCCUUGUGGUGGUGGUGAUUGCACGUGAGUAUCAAAAACCUCAGGCUCAAAGGUGAGGAAGUGCCAGCUCUAGAGUACUUCAAGCUUUUCCUUUUUGUUUUGAGAUCUUGAGGGUCUUAGUUGUGUAAGUGUCAACUCCAGUCUUUGGGAAAGGGAGAUAGUAGUGCUGGAACUCCCUCGUUUAGUGUGGAAAUGAUAUGCUUUAUCUAGUAAUAUGAGUAAUGGGGGAUGCCAUCAUUCUAGAAAUGGGAAACAGAUCAGAUAAACCUGUAAGUAUGAGGGACAUUUACCCUGGAAUGGGUGGGUUGGCAGGUUCCUUCCCUGGUGGGUGAUUUGGAGUUCUGAGGGACCUUUGGUGUAACUUGCCCUUUUGUUCUUUCCUUUUUUCUUUUUCCUAUUGCUUUUUCUCCAGUCUACUUUUUUACUUAAAUGUAGCUCCUUCAGUCUGCAGCCUCCUGUCCCCUGUUAUCUUGCCUGUCUCUUCUUGCCUCUGAAUUUUUCCUUUCCUUCCCUUUCACCUAGCUUCUUCAUUGAUUUCUUUAUUGGUUUGAAUUUAUCUCCUGUAUAGGACUCUGAGCCACUUACUAAACAUAGGUAGACUUUUCAAUAGCUGCUGCAGCUUUAGGGAGUAUCCUCUAAGCUUAGAGGAAAGGGAAGCUGAGGAAAAGUGGGUAGCUAUUUGCUCCUGCACCUAUGCAGGGAAUUUUUUGUGUUUAUUUUUGGGUGUAAGCUUGUCAAAUAGUGCCUGUGUGAACUCUAGCAAAAUAAGAAUGCCUUAACACAGUGCCUUUUGGGAUGAAGGACUUCAGCACGUGAGAGUCUUUAGUGUUCUGCCUAAAAAGAGUGGCAGCAUGACUUGAGCUUUUCAUUGAGCUGCUGAAAUAAAAGCUAGUUUUGUGUUGGCCAGUGGCUGAGCCAUCUAAGCUGCACGUAGUGAUGUAGAUUUCUCUAGCCAUGGAGAGGUGAGCACUUGAAGAACUGAUUUAUUCUGCCUGUCCUUAUUUCCAGAUGACUUGCUGCCUGAACAUGGCCAUUUCAGAUUUUAUAAAGCAGGGCCUACAUGAUUACCUCAGUCAAGUGCAACAGGCUAAACACAGUUAAGUGAAAGGAGCAUUGCUACUAUCUAAAAGGCAUGUGUGGGAGUAAAGUCUCUCUCCACAAGGAACAAAUGAACAACAGUUAGUCCAGUGGGGAGUGUCAAAUCUGCUUUUCAUCUAUGCACACCCAAGCCAGGACCCUGUAGCUUCCUACUGUCUUGUACCUUUCCAGAAAGAAGACUUUGGAGUAGUGGCAGAAUUGGUGUUUUGCUUUUGUGUGACUGGGUUGAAUGUCAAGGAAACUCAGUACCAUAGCAUAUAGAAGUGAAGGGGAUUGGAGGUAUUCCAGAUGAGACUGAAUGAGCUGCACAGCUUUCUGAUUAAGACUAUCUGCUCUGUUUCUGCUGCCACAAAGCCCUAACUUUCAGCAGCAGCUAGAAAACACUUGAAAUGGUUAGCUGGGGAUUCAAAGGGAAAUGGUGCUCUGAGCGUGGAUAUUGCAAAGUGACAUGAGAUGUCCCAGUUUGGCAACUUACGUAUGAGAGAUCUUGCUGAUCAAACUGAAUCCUACUACUUGCUAUGGGUUCUCUUGAAUUUAGGUCCAGGGUGAUUUCUGAUGGAAGUAAACUUGUGGCUGUGGCUUUCUGUGAGCUAUUCCUUGUUCUUGUCUAUUGAAAGUAACGAGAGCUGUGAAUUGUUUGAAUGUGUUGUUAGACAUGGGUUAAAUGAGCUGCCCUGUUUCUGUAGUCUUCUGAGGAAUGUGUAUCUGACUUUUAACUUUUUUUUAACAAGCUGACCUGUAGCCUGUAAUCGAGACUGGAAAGAGGGUACUCCUUUAAUUUAGAAAGUUCUGCCUCUAUUCUAGAAUACACUGGGAUCUCUUUAGGCUUAAGAGGAGGCAGGGAGGACAUCACUGGAGUUCCCAGAUAGGAGCGAAUUACAAAAGAUGGGAGGAGCAGAUGCAUUUUGUUUCUUUGGAUGUGCUAGGGAAGUCCCUUCCUGCCUCCCAGGGCACCUGGCAAGGGGCUAAGUUUUGCAUGCUCACUUCCAUGCCCCAGCAUUUCAUUUGAGUUCAUCUCCCUGCAAUUCCAUUCCUCUCCACCUCGGGGGAGGGCAGAGACGAAGAUGUGGAGUGAAGCAGCCCUCGUCCCCUGAGCACUUCCCUAAUUCCCUGUGGAACUGAGAUGGGAUGGACGGUCAGAAGUGCAUCUACUGAAGAGGAGCCAGGGCCUGCUUGUGCUACUUACUGCUCUCAUUUUAGGGGGUAGGCUUACAAGCUUGAGGCCCCCAGACCAGCAAUUGUCUUGAACUCUUCUAAACAAGCCUUUGGUGACCCAUUCCUCCUGUCUCUCUGGCAGCUGAGGUCCCCCUAGGCUGUCUCUUUAAUUUCUUUCCCUUAGAUGUGUGCUGCCUCCUCCUGUUCUCCCUUUCCCUUCAUUUGUGUCUCUGUGCAAAACAAAUCACCAAGGCCCUCUUAGUAAAAGCAAGGGAUUAUGCUGCCCAUGGCACCACAGCCACCCAUGCACGUGCAGUUUAUUUACCUCCUCUAUAAACACAACUGUAAUCUCCUCUGGCAUGUUCUGAAAAUCAGCUCAUGUACUUUUAAUGGUCUCUAAGAAACACAGUUCACCACCUUACUGCGUCUGUCUGGUCUGUCAGUGAGUGGGAAGGGGUUGGGAUGCCAAACUCCCAGAUUUUUUUUUUUUGUGACUUCUGUAGUAUACACACACCUGAAGUUCUGUCCCUCAAAGCAGUGGCUGGUUUUCCAUUGUAAAAUGAUAGCAGUUCCAGUUAUGCUAGACUGACUCUGGUAAGUCUGUAACAAGAUGUGAGAACCAGCAGCUCUGGGAUAAGAGACUGCCCAAGCCAAAGUCUACUUUCAGCCACCAAUUCCAGCCACUAUCCUGUUCAGGGGACUGCCUUCUGUGCAUUAGAUUUAGAUUUCAAUAACCUCAGAUCCUUAAACUCAGAACAAUUCUUCAUUGGUGUUGGAAUAUAAGUUCAGGACCCAAAUGAAGACCUCCAAGAGUAGGAUGCUGAUCACAACAUAUCUUGGAGCAUGACUGGAAUAAAGGUUGGUGCCCCUUUAUUUACUUCACUGUACAUUUGAAACUCAUUAAAAGGAAAUGACAGAGCUUUGUCCAGUGCAGACUUCUUUUAAAAUUAGGUAAUUUUGUCCUUAUCUGCCCUUACUGCUACAAAAGCUGAGUUGUGAGUCUUCCCUGUGGCUUCUGGUUCCCUUAUGAUCAAUCACUGUCUGGCCUUCAACAUCACCAAAAUCACACCAGAGCAGUGAACACACCAGAACAACUCUCAAGGGUGAAUUUGGAGCAAGGUAGCUAGACUAAUUCUUCAAAGAUGGAAGCCUUCCUGGGAAAGGAGGGUGUCUGGACUGGCUGGUGGAUUAAAGCAGCAUGUACAUUCUGAAAUUCCACACAGUUCAGGCCUGCGCAACCUGAACGAACGAGUUGUGCUACAAUUGCUGCCAAGUUUUGUGUUGCCUUCCUGUCAGUUCUCAGCCUCAUUCAUGUAGGGGGAUAGGGAAGAUGUUUUCUUAGGACAGAUGACUCUUUAGACUGUUGAUGAUAGUGUCCAAGUCCCUAGCCAAAGCUGGGGAUUCAAUGCUCAUUUUCCAAAGCUGACAGCUGCCCUGGAGCACAAAGCUGGGGGUGAACAUACUGCUGAGAGUUGCCCCAGGGUUGAGCCCAGUUCAUGAGUAAUGUGCAUGUUUGCAAAGACUUGCAUGUCUAGCCAUAAAUCCUCUGGCAGGCAUUGAAAAUACCAUGUUCUACUGGAAGCUCUUCCGAGGUGCCAUCCUUUACUGCAUCAGCAUUACUGCUGCUCCUGCACUCUUUUAUCCCACAGGGUUUAAAAUGUGCUCCAAAAGCAAGGCCAAGGCUUUGGGAGAAUAGUUCUCUAUAUGUCCAAUUAAAAAUUCAAGCUCUGCCUUCAAACACAGGACUUUGAACUGGAGCAGAUUGCCCAGAGAAGCUGUGGGUGCCCCAUCUCUGGAAGUGUUCCAAGCUGGAUUGGAUGGGGCUUUGAGCAGCCUGGCCUAGUGGUAGGUGUCCCUGUCUGUGGCAGGGAGUGGGAGCUAAGUCUUUAAGGUCACUUCCAACCCAAACCGGUCUGUGCAACAUGCAGCUCCCAUAUCAACUGCUUCAUCCUGAUGUCUUCAGAUGUGGUGGAAGAAAACCCUCAACUGUACUGCUCCUAAAUGGGUAUACCCUAAACCUUCGUGUUUCUAGAUGCUUGAGGCAUUGCUCUAGCCUUUCCUGAGGUGUCUCUGCUGGUCAAAGCCAGGUGCAGGUUCUCAUCAGUGGUGUGGUUUGUUGUCUCAGCUGGAGAAUAACCAAAUGAUGGGGGGAAGACAGACUUUUUUUUUUUUUUUUUUUUUUUUUUUUCCUUCAGAGCUGGAAUGCAGCAUCAACACUUUUUUUAAUGAAGCUGGCUUCCUUAGGAAGUGACAGAGGUCCCUGCUCUGAUGUAUCCACAGGGACUGGAAGCCUUAACUUCGUGAAGAGAAGUAAUAAAGGGGAGGUUUUAUCUUUGUUCGGACCUCUAAACAAGUAAUUGCUCUGAGAGACAUAACAGAUAAAGAUACAGGUUUUACAAAUAGGCAACUCAGCCAUGUCUGUUGGAUACCUGAGCCUCCAUAUUCCUGAUAAUCUUUCACUUAUUUUUGGCCUCAGAGUGCAACACUUACUCAGAACACCCUUACUUGCUCCCCAGACUUCAGAUAUGAACAGCCUCAUAACAUCCUUCACAUCAGUGUACAGAUCCACUAAAUGAUUGCUGCAGAAGACAAAAUGACAUCUUUCCUCAGAGGCUUCUUUUCCAAAAGCUUUUGUACUAUUUUUUUAAAACAAAAUUUGCCAUAAAUUUAUGAAAAAAAAAAUAAUAAAGAUGAUAUGCUCUUAGUUCCUUGCUUUUAAGCAUGCACUUGGAAAUUGAAGGCACUUUCCCCUCUUGUGCUUACAAGCAGCCUUUAAAUAUUACAUGUUUUUAAAUACAAAGAACUGUGACUAAAUGUGGCUGUGCCUCUGGUAUGUUCCUGAUCUCUGUGGUUCUCUGUGUCCUUUCACCAGCAGCAAUACCGCCCUUUUCAUUUCUUGAUGUAGCCUGUAACCUCUUAGGUUUUAUUCAACCUUCCCCAAGAGCUUGGAAAAACUAUUGUUUUGGCAUCUGUUCCUAGUCCAAAAAGACACAACCUUCAGCUGUUCCCUGCAUGUUUUACAUGUCCUCAAACUAACUCAGCUAUGCCUCUAAUACACCUAUGACUACUGAACAUUUACAUCCCCUCAGCUUCCCCCUCUUGUACAAAUUCACCCCAGCUCAGACCUUUAAUUUGCCUUUUGCUGACCUGCAGAUCCCCAUAUAUGCACACUUUAUCCUUUCUACAAUUUUUCACAUUCUCAGUGAAACACUCCCAUUUUUGUGCUCUUACUCCAGCACUGCUGGCCAUGCCUUUUGUUUUCAGCCAGACCAAGCUCACUGUACAUCUGCUAAGCUUACUCAUUUGUGGUCUUGCCAUCCUACAAGAAAUGUAGGGAUUAUUUCUGGAGCAAGCACCUGAUUUCUCCCACAAUGGCAGUUUUUGCACUGAUUCACAGGACAGGGAGUGCUAACCUAUUUACCAACCUGUCAACUACUGCUUCAUGUUUGUACAGGCUUUUAACUGUGGAUUUACAGCUAUCCUGAAUGGUGCCAUUACUUGGAGUUCAUCAGUCAAAACCCUUUUUUUUUUUUUUUUUUUUUUUUUUUUCUGGCAUUUUAUCACUUCUAUGGAACAGAUAGAAUAUGGUUCAAGCUUCCCCCAGGGAAUACAUCACCACCUUCUGCAGCUGUAUUUCUUUAUGAUGAAGAGAACUUACUGUUUCAAGUAGUUAUGCCUCUGAUUAAUCUUGCCUUAAUCACCCACUUAACUAUGUGUGAUGCAGCAGGUCUCAUCAAUUUUAUGGUUAUUACAAGGUUAUUUAUGGUUCUGUGAUGUGAAGAAUCGUGUCUUACUCUCUGGAUAUUGAGGAAAGAUCAUGCUUACUGUAUGAAUCACUGUAUGUUUAUGGUAUACAAAGACUGUUUUAGGUGUUGCACCUGCUCUUUCUCCUUUCUUGAUUUGAAGGUGGCUUUGUGAAGCAAACAGCUUUGUGUCCAGUGUCAGGUUUUUACUCAUUCAUGUGCUGGAAAACACCCAAGGCAUCAGUCUGCAGUACUGAAUUUGUGACCAAGAACUUGGUGCAACAUCCUAGCUCCUCUGCCUGUCCUUUGUAUUUUGAUUGUGGCAAAAGUUACUUUCAGCAACUAAACCUAGCUUUUAGCUCUGCCUCUUGGGCAGUGUUUUUACAGAACAUGAAAGUACCUUCACAGAAGCAAUUUUGAGAUUUCAUUCAUUGCUCGCUCUUUUUUACUUCAUUUAAAAUCACACAGAAAAUGGAUUUUUUCAUGUUUGCAGAAGCUCUGAUUUUUUUCUAAUGGGGGCCCCCAAGGAGGAAUACAAGUUCCCACACCCCUAAGUGCUUGUUGCAGGCUUCUCCCUCCUGCUGGUCUGCACCCUUGCUGAAGGACACCCUCUGAGUUACUCACUUCUAUUCCUAGCAGAGAGACAUUACCUUCACUUUCAAACAAGUGUUAUCAGCUGAGCACUGGGAUCAAUUUGGUAAAACCAGGAAUAUUUGUGCAAUAGAGAACGUAGCAUUUAUAAGUGUAUUUGAAGAAGAAUAAAAUUACUCUCUGCUGGGAAUUGAAAAGUGCAUUUAGGUAAUCGAGGCAAGAGAAGUACAACCAGUAUGUGUUUAGCAUCUCAAAAGGAAAAAUCAGGCAACGGUUUAGGUGCUGCAGUAAACUCCUCUGACUUCCCAAGGAUAGUGCAUCUACCUUAAUUUUUAAAACAGCUUCAGUUUUUGUUAUGAUUAACUAGUUUUUAAAUUCAAAAGUGGUUGUUUGCAGUGAUUGGUUACAGGCUUCCACAGGUCUUUGCCUAAACUGCUUAAAUUUGGUAUCUCUGUUUGUUCUGUGAAGUGGAUAAUCCUGUUUUCUAAGGACAUCACCCUUGCUCUCUUGAUACCUCAUAAAGUGCAGAGCAAACACCAUUGCAGCAGAAGUCUGAGUAUUUGUAAGAAAAGAGUAUGGCAAGCUCACUGCAAGAAACAUAUUCUCUUAUGCAAAGGUCCCCAAGUUAGUUCCUGAGAAGAGGACCAUUUUUGCCCAUGUCAUCCAAUCAAAUAGGCUAAGGCUUUCCUUGGAAGCACUUCUGAUUAAAGCCUGCAGUAUUUCCUGUGCUUCCCUGAGGAAAAAGAGGCUCAGCAGAGUUUUUGUGGGUGGACCAGAUGAGGGCUGGGAGGAGCAAAACAGGCACUGCAUGACCUGUGCUGCUUCAAUCCUCUUGCAGGAUCCCAUGGAAGCAGAAGUUUGGGAUUUUUGGAGGGUGUGCAUAAUCCUGCCAAACUCUCUUUGUUUCCUUCAGGAAGAAAGCAGGGAGGGUCAAGCAAAUGUAGAGAUCGAUUUGUCCCAGAGCUGCUGGCAAACAAUCAAAUAGCUGGAUGUACACAUGUAUGGUGUAUCCCAAGGAAGAGGGGACACCAAAGAUCUACCAAUGCCACAAAGGGAGCUUGAAAAGGGAGCCUUUACUUUGCCAGGGGUGUUUUGUCCCAGACCUGGGAGUGGCAGCAAUCUUUGAGCACCUCUCCAGAGCAUUGUGCGUAAUACAGAUUGAGAUCAUGCCAGUGGCUCUUGUGUCAAGUAGCCUCUCCUUGGGGGGAGGAGAGGGUACGUGACACACUCUUGGGAUCAGAGCUAGACAUGAAGAAUGAGGAAAGAGCAAA
Molecule: messenger RNA, 8276 nt
Organism: Oenanthe melanoleuca
Lineage: Eukaryota; Metazoa; Chordata; Aves; Passeriformes; Muscicapidae
Gene: VAMP1
Product: vesicle associated membrane protein 1
Exons: 4
Coding region: 70-474 (134 amino acids)
Biological process (GO): vesicle fusion; vesicle-mediated transport; SNARE complex assembly
Cellular component (GO): plasma membrane; SNARE complex
Molecular function (GO): syntaxin binding; SNAP receptor activity
Source: RefSeq, a predicted model, not a curated record